AUGCUGAGGGAUUCUGAUAUAGAUUCCUUGAACGGGCAUCUAGUGUCCUUAUCGCGAGAGCAACAAAAGCAACAUGACAAUCUGCAGGAUCUACUUAGCCAGUUUAAGAACUUGUUGGACGACUACAGCUCGCUCAAAAGUGACUACGAAGAGGUUAAAGAAGGCCGAGAGAAAUACAAAAGACAGGCUAGAGGCCAGGACCGUAACCCUUUUGUUCUUGUCCUUGUAGACGGAGACGGAUAUCUGUUUAAAGAGCAUUUCCUGAGGCAUGGCAGCGAAGGUGGCAUUAAUGCAGCCCGCGAGCUGAGCGACUCUGUCAAAGAGCUUAUGCAUUCGACAAUGGGAAUGCAGGCAGAACAGUGUCGGAUCAUGGUUCGUGUCUAUGCGAACGUUCUCGGUUUGUCAAAGGCGCUAGCUCGAGCUGGACUUAUGGGCCACGAGGCUCGAUCUAUGUCACCAUUCACUUCAUCGUUUACCCGUGCUCAGGAGCUCUUCGACUAUGUCGAUGCUGCAGAGAAGAAGGAAGGCAGUGAUUUCAAAAUCAGAGAAAUGUUCCGUCUCUUCGUGGAUCUCAACCAAUGCCGCCAUAUCUAUUUCGCUGGUUGCCACGAUACUGGAUACGGCUCCCUGCUGACGCCCUAUAGAGGCAGAAGUGACCGUAUCACCCUCAUCAAAGCUGCCGGUUUCCAUCGUGAAUUCGAGGCCUUGGAUCUACCUAUCAAAGAAUUGCCCUCGGUAUUCAUGUCUACUCCUCUACUUAACAGCAAGCCGCCCACUGGCCCGGCUGCGUCUUCUCCGACUACGGCCAAAUUCAAUGGUGGAAACGGUGCACACCACUUUUAUAAUGGUUCAAAUGGCACAAAUGGUUCAAAUAUCGCCAAACCAGUCUGCAAGCACUUCCAAAAGGGUAUCUGCAAGUUCGGCAACACCUGCAAUAAGCAACAUGUUAUGCCGAACCAGUCACUGAAUCAUCAGCUGUCGCCUAAACACUCAGGUGCAGGCUCAGGUGCAGGCUCAGGUGCAAGUGAUUCGCCUAAACAGAUGUGGUCUUCUCCCACAGUUGUCGGUCGCUCCGAGGAUUUCCUUAGAUCAAUGCUCCCCUUGCCGAGUAUCAAAACAGAAGAAUUCAUUCCAGUCAAUAAAGAUGGGGACCGUAUCGACCCAUACUAUCCUCACCCGUCACCCGAAGCUUUUGAUGAAUACCAUGCACGAACCAAGGAACACAAAGUUUGCAAUAGCUACCAUCUGUCGGGAGAAUGUGGUGACAUGAGCUGCAUAUAUGACCACAGCGAUGUCUCUAACGUGAUCAUUGAGGUGCUGCGAUACAUGCUCCUCCAACACCCUUGCACUCGGGCCGGCGCUUGUCGAUCAAUCAAAUGCUACAUGGGCCACCUAUGCCAGAAGCCCGGAUGCAAGGCCGUGAAGAGCUUGCAAUGCCGAUUCAACCAAACUGCCCAUACCCUUGAUCUACAAACCGCUCGAUGGGACGUCCCAAGUGACCAGAGCGAAAUUGAUCAAUGGUCUGUCAGCGACGGUUCUAUUGGAAAACGCUCACCGCAUAUGUCGUCACUAUCGCCUAUGUAUUUCUAA
Penicillium vulpinum is the source of this 1590-nucleotide messenger RNA. Its product is annotated as zinc finger CCCH domain-containing protein. The transcript has 5 exons. Lineage: Eukaryota; Fungi; Ascomycota; Eurotiomycetes; Eurotiales; Aspergillaceae. Gene Ontology annotation, molecular function: metal ion binding. The record is from RefSeq and is a predicted model, not a curated record. The coding region runs from base 1 to 1590 and encodes 529 amino acids.